Molecule: messenger RNA, 3809 nt
Organism: Rhagoletis zephyria (snowberry fruit fly)
Lineage: Eukaryota; Metazoa; Arthropoda; Insecta; Diptera; Tephritidae
Product: structural maintenance of chromosomes protein 2-like
Biological process (GO): chromosome organization
Cellular component (GO): chromosome
Molecular function (GO): ATP hydrolysis activity; ATP binding; protein binding
Source: RefSeq, a predicted model, not a curated record
UGUGUAAAUUAAAAAAAUUAUAUUUUUAUCGCAUAAUUCUUCCGGUAAGCAUUGGCGACUUUGUGAUUCAACAAUUUCGAGUGUGCCUACGCUUCACCUGGUCGCGGCGCGCGCUCUUGCUUAAAUUCCGUGGCAGGCGUCCUUAUAAUACAUAUUUUUAUUCUACAGAGCUAGUAUUUAAGAGGCCGAACACCGAUCGCAUUGGAAUGUACAUAAAAUCAGUUAUAAUUGAUGGGUUUAAGUCCUAUGGACGGCGCACAGAAAUCCAUGGCUUUGACAGCGAGUUCACUGCCAUUACUGGCUUGAACGGCACAGGCAAGUCGAACAUUUUGGAUUCAAUAUGCUUCGUGCUUGGUAUAAUGAAUCUGGGACAGGUGCGAGCCGCAUCUCUUCAAGAUCUUGUGUACAAAAGCGGUCAAGCUGGCGUCACAAAAGCAACCGUUACACUAAUUUUCGACAAUUCAGAUCCAAAUCAGUGCCCUUUGGGCUAUGAGAAAUGCCGAGAAAUCUCUGUUACUCGGCAGAUUGUUGUUGGUGGCAAAAAUAAGUACCUUAUAAAUGGCAAACUGGUGCAGAACAAGAAGGUCUCCGACUUUUUCUGCUCAGUGCAGUUGAAUGUUAACAAUCCCAACUUUUAUUUAUCGAUGAUUGAGGAGGCCGCAGGCACUAGCAUGUAUGAAACCAAACGCGAAGCGACUACAAAACUGAUUGAAAAGAAGGAUGCAAAAGUACGUGAAACAAAUACUUUGUUGCAGGAAGAAGUUGAACCGAAGUUAGAAAAGUUGCGUCAGGAGCGUUCAGCUUAUCUGGAAUAUCAAAAAAUAUGUCGCGACAUUGAAUAUUUGACGCGCAUACACAUAUCAUUUCGUUAUCUUAAGCAAAAAGAAGCACUCGGUUCCAUUGAGCAACACAUUGAAAAGCUAACAAACCGUGUGGAAACUUGCAAAACCACAAUUAAAGAUAACAACAGUGAAACAGAACAGAUUGAGGAAUCUGCAAAGCAAGUACAGACGCAAAUCGAUUCCGACAGCGGUGGUGCACUGAAAGAAGUUGAAGAACAACUCACCAAGCAAGUGGUGGAGGAAGGAAAAAUGGCGGGUAACUUGAAAUCGGCGCAAACUAGUAUAGAUCAAGAGCAGAAGAAGCUACGUGCAUUGGAGAAAAAUAUUUUAGAAGACGAAAAAGCGCUGAAGCAGAAGGAAGCACAAAUGUCUAAAGUACAUGAUCUGUUUCAGAGCCUUAAAGAUGCGGAUGAACGUGAUUCGCAGGCGUAUGAUGCGGCACAGAAAAAGUUCGAGGCGGUUACGCAAGGCUUAUCGGUGGACGAAGAGGGCCAAUCGUGUUCUUUGCAGGACCAGCUCAUUAAUGCGAAACAACAACUAAGCCAAGCCGAGACGACACUUAAAACUUCAAGCAUGGAGUUGUCGCACUGCAGAAAUGUUUUGAAGCAGCGUGCGAAUGAUAAACAAUCCAAGGACUCGCUCUAUGCUAAGGAUCAACAAUUAAGCGAACAACUUGAAAGGGAAAUAAAUGGUCUUAGCCAAAAAAUGGCUGCCAUCGAUUACGAGGAUGGCAGCUUUGAAGCGCUGCAGGAAAGAAAAAAUGUGCUACAGCAUGAAAUACGUGACUUAAAUCAUCAGCUGGACCGACGAAAUGCCUAUCGCUAUGAAUUACAAUAUCGCGACCCCGAACCAAAUUUCGAUCGUUCCAAGAUGCGUGGCAUGGUUGGCAAACUAUUCAAUGUGCGCGAUGAAAAGAAUAAUCUCGCUCUAAUGAUGACUGCCGGUGGCAGCUUGUACAGCUAUGUAGCUGAUGACGAUAUAACCAGCAAGAAAAUACUGCAAAAGGGUCAGUUGCAACAUCGUGUAACCAUCAUACCCAUUAAUAAAAUCACUUCGCAUCCGAUCGAUCAGAGUGUAAUUGAUUUCGCACAGAGCUUGGUAGGAAAAGAAAAUGUGCAAUCCGCGUUGUCCUUAAUCGAAUACGAUCGUUGCUUCGAUCCUGUAAUGAAAUUUGUUUUUGGCCACACAUUGGUGUGUCGCGAUUUGAAUGUCGCUAAAAAGGUCACUUAUCAUCGUAACAUACAUUCACGUUCUGUAACAUUAGAAGGAGACGUAGUGGACCCUCAAGGUACGCUUUCGGGUGGUUCACGUCCCAAAGGCAGCAAUGUUUUAGCCGAUUUGGCGGAAAUUAAGAGAUUAGAAAAAGAAAUUGCAGCACGCAAAAAGGAGUUGCAUAAUAUUGAGCAAAAAUUGCGUAUCACAACAGAGGCCGCACGCAACUUCAAUCGCAUCAAGGAGCAAUUGGAGUUGCGACAACAUGAAUUGAAUGCCUGCCAGCAGCGCUUGGCCCAAAGUACCUUUCAACAGCAUCAAGAGGAAAUAAAGGGGUUGCAACAUCAAAUAGAAACACUUGAAAGCGAUCUCGCUAAAGCACGCGAAACGCAGAAGACCGCACGUAAUAAAAUUAAAGAUAUCGAAGAAAAGCUUGCAGACGCCAAGGGCUUUCGCGAACGUGAGCUCAAAGCGGCAGCAGAAGCAAUGAAACAGGCCAAAAAGAAGUCCGAAGAGUCGCGUAACAACUGGAAAAAGCGCGAGCAAGAAUUCGAAACCUUGCAGUUGGAAAUAGAUGAGUUGAAUAAGAGUAUUAAAAAGACGACAGAGCAACGUGACGGCAUGAAGGAAAGCAUAAGCAACAUGAAAACAAAUCUCGAUGAACUCCGGGAAAGCAGCUCUAGCGUUAGUGCGCUUGUAGCCAAUCUAAAGGAGCGUAUCAAGGAGCAUAAGGAUAAAAUCAAUUCUCAAAAUAGGGAGUUGAAGAACUUGUUGGUGAAAAAAGAGAAAUUGGCUAAAGUAAAUCAGGAAAUGACUUUGGAAAUUAAGAAAAAGGAAAAUGAAAUCAACAAAGUGCGCAACGAUAGUAAGGAUUCGUUCCGCAAAAUCGAGUCGCUGGAGGAAAAGUACCCCUGGAUUUUAGAGGAUCGCGACUUUUUCGGCACAAAGAAUACUCGUUAUGACUACUCGAAAGAGGAUCCCAUUGAGGCGGGCCACAAAUUGACGCUAAUGCGUGAGCAAAAGGACAAAAUGGAACGGCACAUAAAUUUGCGAGCCAUGAUACUGCUGGAUCGCGAAGAGGAGCAAUAUCAGGAGACCAUGCGCCGUAAGAAGAUCGUUGAGCAGGACAAAGAAAAGAUAAAACACAUUAUUUGUAAAAUGGAUGAAAAGAAGCGUGAAAAGGUGGAGAAAGCAUGGAAGGUUGUCGAUGAGAAUUUCAGCAGCAUUUUUAGCACAUUGCUACAGGGUGCACAGGCACGUCUAAAUCCCUUCAAGCAAUCGGGACAACUCGUUGGUUUGGAGAUAAAUGUGGGUUUUAAUGGCGUGUGGAAAGAAUCGCUUAGCGAACUUUCUGGCGGCCAACGUUCAUUGGUGGCUCUUUCGCUUGUCUUGGCUAUGCUUAAAUUCUCACCUGCGCCACUAUAUAUACUCGACGAAGUUGAUGCAGCUUUGGAUAUGUCGCAUACACAAAAUAUUGGCAACAUGUUGAAAGCACAUUUCACGGGCUCCCAGUUUAUAAUCGUUUCACUGAAGGAUGGCAUGUUCAACAACGCAAAUGUUUUGUUCCGCACCAAGUUCGAAGAAGGCGUCUCGGCGGUAACGCGUACAGUAAAUGCAAAGAUGGCGGCACGAGGACGCAGAUAAGAUGGCAGUAAGCAGAAGCACAAUUUUUGUAUUAUUUUUAAAACAUAACUUAGAAUCUUAACGAAUCACAUACAUUCUAAAGAAAGAAAAAUAAAACACUUUGCGAAUUGA